GACAACACGACAAGCUCCUCAACCAGAUUCUCGACAAUUCACAUCGACAACCGCAAUCAUGGGUCGCGUUCGCACUAAGACUGUCAAGAAGUCCGCCAAGGUCAUCAUUGAGCGUUACUACCCCAAGUUGACUCUCGACUUCGAGACCAACAAGAGAAUCUGCGAUGAGAUCGCCAUCAUUGCUUCCAAGCGUCUCCGCAACAAGAUUGCCGGAUACACCACCCACUUGAUGAAGCGUAUCCAGCGUGGCCCAGUCCGCGGUAUCUCCUUCAAGCUCCAAGAAGAGGAGCGUGAGCGCAAGGAUCAAUACGUCCCAGAGGUCUCUGCCCUCGACUUCACCCAGAACUCCGAGACCGGCACUCUCGAGGUCGACCAGGAGACCAAGGAUCUCCUCAAGACCCUCGGCUUCGACUCCAUCCCAGUGUCCAUCGUCGCCGUUGCCCAGCAGCAGACUACCGAGCGUGGCCCCCGCCGCUUCGGUGACCGCCCUCCUCGCAAGGAUUAAAUGUGUGUUUUGGGAUUUGGAGGAUAAGGGGUUGCAAAUGGCGCAUUGCUUCUGGGCGUCUGGCGGAAACGUUAUGCAUACUAGAUCAAUGUAAGAUCAUGACCUCCAACUAGGUGUCGCUGAUUCUCCCUUGGGAGAUGAUGCUUGAUUGCCAUUUUCUUUUGUUCUAUGCUGUGCGUGUGAAGUGCUGUCGCAGCCGUCACCUUGACCGAUACGAGUUUUUCCCCAGAUGGUGACAACGAAAGCGUGAUUGCGUGCAGACUUAACAUUUAGGAUCCCAUGAACACCAGCUCUAGCAACCUGUAGAGAUCAUCAAUACUGGUAGCACAGUCA
Pseudogymnoascus verrucosus is the source of this 838-nucleotide messenger RNA. RefSeq names its product 40S ribosomal protein S17 (gene RPS17). The transcript has 4 exons. Bases 59 to 505 code for a protein of 148 amino acids. Gene Ontology annotation, molecular function: structural constituent of ribosome. Gene Ontology annotation, biological process: translation. NCBI's taxonomy places the organism in Eukaryota, Fungi, Ascomycota, Leotiomycetes, Thelebolales, Thelebolaceae. Gene Ontology annotation, cellular component: ribosome. The record is from RefSeq and is a predicted model, not a curated record.